Messenger RNA from Anthonomus grandis grandis, 2028 nucleotides. RefSeq lists its product as uncharacterized. Gene Ontology annotation, molecular function: heme transmembrane transporter activity; heme binding. The record is from RefSeq and is a predicted model, not a curated record. Gene Ontology annotation, cellular component: membrane. Bases 269 to 1603 code for a protein of 444 amino acids. The transcript is spliced from 8 exons. Gene Ontology annotation, biological process: heme export; transmembrane transport. NCBI's taxonomy places the organism in Eukaryota, Metazoa, Arthropoda, Insecta, Coleoptera, Curculionidae.
CGCUGUUAAACAGUUAAAAAUCGAAAUUUCGCGAACGUACGAAAUACGAAAACCAUAUUUAUUAUUAACAAUUUAUUUUUAUUGAUUUCCUAUUAUCGUAUGCGAUCCAUCAAAGAAGUUGUGAAAAGUAGAAUUUCAACUGUCCGUUCGUUAUGUUAGUGAUUUUUCCGGUUUACGAGGUGUCGAUUUCCAUUCAGAUCUUCGAACACAGAAAAAUACAUUAAAGGACAUUCUUUAAAGGCUCCAUCGCAAUAUAUUGUAAUAAAAUAUGAAUUCCUCAAUCCAAGAUCCUGAAUCUAAAUUCAGCAGCAUAAGAACCUUACCGGAUAUCCAGAAACUGACUGUCUACAAAAUAAGAUGGCUAAUUUUGGCAAUAUUUGUUCUCUUUUCUGCAUCAAACGCUAUGCAAUGGACGCAGUAUACUAUAAUUAGUAAUGUAAUAGAAAAGUAUUAUGACGUGUCUACGGAAUGGGUCAACUGGACCUCUAUGAUUUAUAUGGUUCUAUACAUCCCAUUUAUUUUUCCUGGUAGUUUUUUGUUAAAAAAGUUGGGUUUAAGAGUGGCAAUAAUAAUAGGAAUUCUGGGAACAUGUCUAGGCACAUGGAUAAAAGUAGCUUCUGUAAGUCCAGACAGAUGGUUGGUGGGCUUUUUAGGACAAAGCUUAGUUGCAUUAUCUCAAGUUUUCGUGCUUUCAGUACCUGCACGAUUGGCCGCUGUUUGGUUUGGACCGGAUCAAGUUUCAUCGGCGUGUAGCAUUGGCGUUUUUGGCAAUCAGAUUGGUAUUGCGUUGGGAUUUGUGAUUCCUCCAAUGAUCGUAGUCGGAGGAGAAACCGCUGAAGUGACUAAACAACUUUAUAUACUUUUUAUUGGGGUGGCUAUAUUUACCUCCAUAAUUUUGGUCCUUGUCGUCAUUUUUUUUAAGAACGGACCUCCAACUCCACCAUCUUAUUCGGCCCAACAACAAGAAGAAGAUGAAGUGAACUUUAUGGAAUCUCUAAAGCGUUUGAUUAAGAAUCGAAGUUUUAUGUUGCUCUUAAAUGCCUAUGGGAUUAACGUGGGAGUCUUUUACGCGAUUUCCACUUUAUUAAGUGAAAUUAUUUUAAAAUAUUACGAGGGUCAUGACCAAGAUGCUGGACGAAUAGGAUUAGUAAUUACUAUUGCUGGUUUGGUUGGAUCAGUCUGCUGUGGCUAUGUAUUGGAUCGUUUUCGUAAGUUCAAACAAACCACCAUUGUCGUUUAUGCCUUUUCUUUGGUGGGAAUGCUGGUGUUUACCUUUACACUGGAUAAAGGUCUCUACGUUGUCUAUGUGAUUUCUGGAUUAUUAGGAUUUUUUAUGACUGGACUUUUAGCUGUGGGUUUCGAGCUGGGCGCCGAGUUGACAUACCCAGAACCCGAGGGGACCCAAGCUGGUCUGCUGAAUGCCGCCUCUCAACUAUUCGGUAUUGGUUUAACAAACAUUUACUUUCAAUUAUUUCAUAAAGUAAAUAUCACGUGGGCAAAUUUAUCGAUGUGUAUAGCGUUAGGUUUAGGUUUGUUUAUGUUGAUUUUUACUAAUUCACAUUUGAAGCGACAGGCGGCGACUUCGGCGCCAAAUUCAAAGUAGACUCAAUAAAUUAUUUAUUAUUAAGGGAAAUUGACUAAGCUUUUUUUGUAGGAAUGUUAGUUACAGUAUUUUAUCUAGUCACAAGGCUAAAAACUAAUAGAUUUAAGUUUUAAUUGUUGUAAAGUUUUAUCUACGUUUACUACUUACUGAUAAUUGUAUUAAAUAUUUUGGUAAUAUCUGUGAUUAGUGGCAUGCAAUAUCUACUUGAACCAUACAUAGUUAAAUAAAUAAAUAAUACAGCAGAUUCUGUAAAUGUAUGUUAGAACUUAUGACGAAUUCUUAACAUACAUUUUCAUAUUACAAGAAAACUUGUUUUUUAAACAUAUUAUAGGCUUUAAGAUUCAUGUCGCUACUCUUAUAAUUGCUAAGAAAUUUUUUGUAGUACAUUUUAUUGACAAGAAAAAUAAAAUUAAUUUGAUUUUUAA